AUGGGCAAUCAUCAUAGCCAGUCUUACACCUUCUCUGAAGGCAGUCAGCAGCUGCCCAAAGGGGACACCCAACCCUCAGCAGUCGUGCAGCCACACAGCCACCUGGCAGGUAGAGGAGAGCCAAAGACCCAGCAGCCUGCCAAAGAUUCAAGUCAUCAGCAUUUUGAUGUGAAACGGGAUGUCAAAACCCUGUACAAAGCCUGCAAAGGAAUGGGAACUGACGAAGCAGCCAUCAUUGAGAUCUUAUCAAGCAGGACAUCGAAUGAGAGGCAACAAAUAAAGCAACGGUACAAGGCAACAUAUGGCAAGGACCUGGAGGAGGUGCUCAAGAGUGAGCUGAGUGGAAACUUCGAGAAAACAGCCUUGGCACUUCUGGACCAGCCCAGGGAAUACGAUGCUCGGCAGUUGCACAAGGCCAUGAAGGGUCUAGGCACAGAUGAGUCGGUGCUCAUUGAGAUCCUUUGCACAAGAACCAACCAGGAAAUCACCGCCAUUAAAGAGGCCUACCAAAGGCUCUUUAACAAUAGCCUGGAAUCAGACGUCAAAGGUGAUACAAGUGGAAACCUAAAAAAAAUCCUGGUGUCCCUGCUCCAGGCUAAUCGCGAUAAAGAAGAUGAUGUGGACAAAGAUUUAGCUGGCCAGGACGCCAAAGAUCUGUAUGAUGCAGGGGAAGGCCGUUGGGGCACAGAUGAGCUUGCUUUCAAUGAAGUCCUGGCCAAGAGGAGCUACAAGCAGCUACGAGCCACCUUCCAAGCCUAUCAAAUUCUCAUCGGCAAAGAUAUCGAGGAAUCCAUCAAAGAAGAAACCUCGGGAAAUCUUCAAAAGGCCUACUUAACUCUGGUAAGGAGUGCCCAGGACCGUGCGGAAUAUUUUGCAGACUGCUUGUAUGAGGCCAUGAAGGGGGCAGGGACUGAUGAGAAGACGCUCAUUCACAUCAUUGUGACCCGAGCCGAGGUGGACCUUCCGGAGAUAAAAACCAAGUUCCAAACGAAGUAUCAGAAGUCUCUCGCUGACAUGGUUGAUUCUGAUACCUCUGGCGACUUCCGGAAAUUGCUCUUGGCCCUCUUGCGUUGAUCCAGGCCAGGCCAGUAGGAACACAGGGAAGAACCAUCUUUGUCAAGAGCCCAUUCCAAAGCAUUUGUGCAAUGCAAGUCCAAAACAAAUCUCUCAAGUCCUGAUUUAUUUUCUUGGCAGUUUGAACAUUAUGGCGAAGUCAAGCUGUUUAAGUUAAGGGCAGCAGCCACAGGAUUGGGCAGGUCUCCCUGAAUGUGGGUUUGGCAGGUAUCUGGGCUGUCUCUUAACCUUCCUUUAUGAUGAUAACCGGGGGCUUCCGAAGCAUAAAUGAAAUCAGCAUAUUAUGCAUCUGUAGUAAAACAUUUUUAAGACUCUGUAAAAGCACAAGGAUGUGCAUAUUCUGGGCAAAGACCGAAUUAUUACAUAUGAGGAAUACAAAAUCAACCAAUUAACUUUCCUUCUGUGUAGUCAACGCUAAUUAAA
Sorex fumeus (smoky shrew) is the source of this 1497-nucleotide messenger RNA. It is a transcript of the gene ANXA13, whose product is annotated as annexin A13. Gene Ontology annotation, molecular function: calcium ion binding; calcium-dependent phospholipid binding. The record is from RefSeq and is a predicted model, not a curated record. Lineage: Eukaryota; Metazoa; Chordata; Mammalia; Eulipotyphla; Soricidae. The transcript has 12 exons. The coding region runs from base 1 to 1074 and encodes 357 amino acids. Gene Ontology annotation, cellular component: cytoplasm.